Molecule: messenger RNA, 4256 nt
Organism: Micropterus salmoides (largemouth bass)
Lineage: Eukaryota; Metazoa; Chordata; Actinopteri; Centrarchiformes; Centrarchidae
Gene: trim62.1
Product: tripartite motif containing 62, tandem duplicate 1
Exons: 6
Coding region: 537-1964 (475 amino acids)
Biological process (GO): positive regulation of canonical NF-kappaB signal transduction; innate immune response
Molecular function (GO): protein binding; zinc ion binding
Source: RefSeq, a predicted model, not a curated record
UUAGUUUUAAGUCAACACGUUUGUUACCCAGCCGCUGUUCGUGUAUUUUAGUGAGUUUGUUUGUUGUAAUCAAGGUAGCUAGGUAGCGAUGCUAACCGGGAGAAUGGGCAGAGAGGCGGUCUGAGCCACUCUGUUAUUAGAGGGAGACAAAACUUUAUAGUUAUUUUAUUUAAGCAAAGCCACCCACCAAAAAAACUCGAAUCCCUAAAUUAAAUAUAAAUGAACUUAUAUUCCCUUUCGUAACGUAUUUAUCGACGAACUGCCGUUAUCUUUUCAAUAUAAUGUUUGAACCCCCCCCCCAUCGUUCAGUUAAGUUGGUUGCGUCUGUUGCCGCUGUGUAUUGCUCUCCUUCCUGAAAGACACUUGCGUUGGAGCAGCUGAAGUCGCCGAGGCAUUAAAGGCACAAUCCCAAGAUUCCUGAAGAUCUCGUCAGUCACUCCCACAUGGCAGUGAAUCACGCAUAUGAAAAUUAAACCAAGUAUACUCCACACCAGAGAAUUGCCCUCUUAGAUGCGGCUCAGUCUCCAUAUUUGCAAAUGGCUUGCUGUCUGAAGGACGAGCUCCUCUGUUCCAUCUGCCUCAGCAUCUACCAGGACCCCGUCAGCUUUGGCUGUGAGCACUACUUCUGCAGAAAGUGUAUUACCGAGCACUGGAGCAGGCAGGAGCCUCACGGAACACGGGACUGUCCUGAGUGCCGGAGGACCUUUGCAGAUCCCCUCCUCUCGCCGAGUCUCAAGUUGUCCAACAUUGUGGAGCGCUACUCGGCCUUCCCUCUGGACGCCAUCCUCAACGCCCAGAGGAGCUCCUACCCCUGCAAGGACCACGAGAAGGUGAAGCUCUUCUGCCUCACCGACAAAAGUCUGGUGUGCUUCUUCUGCGACGAGCCGGCACUACACGAGCAGCACCAAGUAACCACUAUUGACGAGGCCUACGAGGAGAUACAGAGGGAGAUGAAGGAGCAGCUGGCCACCCUGCAGGACAGUGAGAAGGGACACACAGAGGCCCUGCAGCUCCUGCAAAGACAACUUACUGAGACCAAGUCCUCAGCCAAGAGUCUGCGUGCAACCAUCGGCGACGCAUUUGAGCGCCUUCACCGCUUCCUGCGCGAGCGACAGAAGAGCAUGCUGGAAGAGCUGGAGAUGGACACGGCCCGCAAGCUGGCCGACAUCGAGCACAAGAUUCAGCGCUAUAGCCAGCAGUUGCGCGACGUCAAGGAGGGCAUCCAGAUCCUGCAGGAGCGUCUCAACGAGUCAGGAAGACAUGACUUCCUGGAGGGAGUAGCCGUCACAUCUGAGAGGAUUAAAGGGAAGAUACAUGAGACCAAUCUGACGUAUGAAGACUUCCCGACAUCCAAGUACAUGGGGCCCUUGCAGUACACAAUAUGGAAGUUGCUCUUCCAGGAUGUCUCACCAGUGCCAGCAGCGUUGACCCUCGACCCCAUCACAGCCCACCAAAGACUGAUCCUCUCAGACGACUGUACCAUAGUGGCCUAUGGGAAUCUGCACCCGCAGCCCCUGCAAGACUCCCCACGGCGCUUUGACGUAGAGGUGUCUGUUCUGGGCGCAGAGGGCUUUGCGUCGGGCGUCCAUUACUGGGAGGUGAUGGUGUCGGAGAAGACCCAAUGGAUGAUCGGUGUGGCCAACGAGACAGUCAGCCGCAAAGGCAGCAUCCAGAUCCAGCCCAGCCGCGGCUUUUACUGCAUCGUCAUGCACGACGGGAACCAGUACAGUGCCUGCACCGAGCCCUGGACCCGCCUCAACGUCAAGAGCAAGCUGGAGAAGGUGGGGGUGUAUCUGGACUACCCCAAAGGCCUGCUCAUCUUCUACAAUGCAGACGACAUGUCCUGGCUCUACACCUACCGGGAGAAAUUUCCCGCCAAGGUCUUCCCCUACUUCAGCCCGGGCCAGAGCCACGCCAAUGGCAAGAACGUGCAGCCGCUGCGAAUCAACACUGUACGCCUUUAAGAACUACACACAUCUGUGGUUGCGAUUGUCCUGACAGAUGAAUCCAUCAUAGGCGAAUUCACAGGACUUGUGUAGGUUUCAAACGAUGUUCAAGAAAUCCGUUUAAAAGAUGUUUAAUAGGGUGUUUGAAAUGUUUAUUUCUUUCAGUUCAGUUAAGAAUUGUGCUUGAUGUUGCUCUUAAAACUGCUGUUUGUUUGUGACUUGAAAUGACCAUACGACAAUGGCCUGCGAGCCUCAUUCCACAUCUUUAAUCGAAAAGAUGAUGCUGAAUGGAGACGGAAGGACCCCUGGGCUCCUCCGAGGUCUGUGGCAGCAAAAAAAAAAAAAAAGAAGUGAUUUCCCCGUCUUAAAGUGACUGUCCCAGGCCCACCUUGCACACUCCCAGGGGGCACCGCUCUCCUUAUCAAACCCCAGGCCUGUCAGACUUGACGUCCCUUCUCUGUCCAGGCAAGCGGACUCUGAAGACUGGUCACUUGUCUUCUCUGUGCUGUACAGUUGGCUUAGCUUCGUGUGUGGAAUGUGAUUGACAGCACUCGGCUCCCUUUUUUUGGGACUUUUGUUUGGCCACAGUCCACCCUGAACUUGUCAAGUCCAUUUUACUUCUGUCUGAGACUGUGAUCUCGGUUUCUGCUGCAGGUCACACCCACAUGUGUCUGUUCAGUCAUUGCAAGGAAAGCUCUUGUUCUGUGUGUACCAGCGAUUAUCCAUGUCACCUAAAACAAAGGAAAUUUAUUAAAAGUCGUUUAUAAGCUGCCCAGUCAUGUCGUAGGGAAGUCUGUUUAGAGGUUGUCCAGAAAUAUGCUGCUAUUGAUGGAGUAAGAAUUUGCAUGUUUGUAUAUAGAGUAUCAAGGGUUAAAAGGAAUACGUCUCAUCAUGCUGGCUCAUGUUUAGGUCUUUCCCCUUCCAAAUACACUACACCCAUGGGGUUUUUGUCCAAUACAGUGUUGAAUUCAAGUACAUUUCUGCUUCCAAUCAUGAUGUUUGAUCAUUUUGUCUAAAAAAUCAAAAGCCAAUUUAAUCAUUUGGUCUGAGUAGAACUCGAUUUGUAAAAGCAUGACUUCUCAGAUGUGAAAAUCUGACAGGUUAAAGAUGAAUUAUUGCUUAAAAAUGCUAAAGACACCAACAGUUUUCUCUUAUUUUAAUCAUGUCAUUUACCCAGAAGAAGUUAAGCUGUAUGUUUUGGGGAAUGGCCAUUAUCAUGGAAAAUGGUGAUGUGUGGUAGGACUUUAGCACUAAUAUACUAUUGCUGUGCGGCAGGCAUUCCCAAGGCUGCUGCUGUGUUACAUAAUGACAGAAUCACUGAUAAUUCUUCUGAAGUUCGCCCAUGUUUAUUUCUUCACCCCACAUGCCUCAAGUGCUCUCGUUUAUCAGUAACAAGUCCUGCAAAAUCGGCUCCGGUCGCUCAGCCAAGUCGAGCAUAUUGAGAGAUGUGUGUGUCUGUUGGUGGGUGGGCAUGUGCACGGGGUAGGUUUAUGUGGACUGGUUCAGCUAUAAUUUGAUAUCCAGCUUUGGUUGUGCUUGAUGAAGCCAUACCCAUGCAGUGGCCAAAAGUGAGUAUGACCAAAUACCUUCAGGUAGAUCUGGUAAGUCCAGCAAAAAGGAAAUCACAUCACCCUUCAUUUGCCACUGUACAUCUUUCUACAUCUGCAUUUGUGUGUGUGUUGUCUGUGGUGUUCAUUUAAAGGAAAAUCAGGGCAGUGCCCUUGUUUUUGUAGGAUGUGAUUCUGGUAUUUGCAGUAUGACGCAAACAAGGGUCAAAUCGUGAGUAUCUGCUAAUAAUUCUUGGUCUUUGUUUAAACUUGAGCAGAUCCGCAGGAGCCUGUUUCAAGAAGCAGGUCCACGGAGUUGUCUGAAUAACGUUAAUAAUUAGGUUUAGACAGUCAAGACAGUAUUUGGUCUUUUUACUUUUCUCCGAUUGUUCUUGAGAAGUAAAUCCCAACCAGCAGAUGCUUCAUGCAGGUUAAAAAAAAAUGCUUAAAUUUGACCCCAGUUUGCCGUGUUGCACAUUUCAAAGUGUUCUGCUUGAUUAAAGACUUUAUGUUGAAUGAAUGAAUAUUAAGAAGGAGAUUAUUGUGACGUGGUGUUGGGUUUCUGGUGGUGGUGGUGACGCUAAUGGUUAAAAUGAUUUAAGUUGAUAACUAUGACACUUUUAAUGAUUAUAAUGAUGAUUGUGUGUGUCUUUUGAUGAUGGCAGCUGUGCACCCAUCAUUGUGUGAACACACUCUAGUGUGCUUUUGCUGCUGGAGGUUUGUGGAAAAUGUUUUAAUGUACAAUAAAUUACUGCUGAAAUCA